Notolabrus celidotus (New Zealand spotty) is the source of this 1229-nucleotide messenger RNA. RefSeq names its product TIP41, TOR signaling pathway regulator-like (S. cerevisiae) (gene tiprl). Bases 41 to 862 code for a protein of 273 amino acids. The transcript has 8 exons. NCBI's taxonomy places the organism in Eukaryota, Metazoa, Chordata, Actinopteri, Labriformes, Labridae. Gene Ontology annotation, biological process: TOR signaling. Gene Ontology annotation, cellular component: cytosol. The record is from RefSeq and is a predicted model, not a curated record.
GCUUCCAUGACGGACAGCAGUUAGCAACAACACCGAGCUGAUGUUGGACUCUCUGUCCGCCAUGAUGUCUCACGGCUUUAAGAGCAGUAAGCAGGACUUCACCUUUGGACCCUGGAAAGUGACAGCAGCCAGGAACCACAUCAUGAAGUCCAAAGACAUUGAGCGGUUAGCCGAAGAGAUGAAUAUGCCCUCCCUACCUGAGAUGCUUUUCGGCGAUAAUGUUCUCAGAGUCCAGCAUGUGGACGGCUACGGCAUCGAGUUCAACGCCAUCGACGCCCUGAAGAGAGUCAACAACAUGGAGGAUGCCGUGAAAGUGGCGUGUGCUCAGGAGUGGCAGGAGAGCAGAGCGGACUCUGAACACUCCAAAGAGGUGGUGCGUCCGUAUGACUGGACCUACACUACGGACUACAGAGGCACUCUGAUAGGAGAUGGUCCUCAGAUGGAGGUGGCGAAGACAUCGGAGCGGAUUGACCUGGAGAAGUUGAAGGCUCGGGAGCAGAUCAUGUUCUUCGAUGAGGUUCUGCUGUUUGAAGACGAGUUACACGACCACGGAGUGUCCAUGAUCAGCGUCAAGAUCAGGGUGAUGCCAACCAGCUUCUUCCUGUUGCAGCGCUUCUUCCUACGAGUGGACGGAGUUAUGAUCAGGAUUAACGACACUAGGCUCUACCAUGAGGCUGGGAAGAACUACAUGCUGAGAGAGUUCAGCACGAGAGAGAGCAAAGUCACAGAGCUGAAGAAUGUUCCGCCGGCGUUGUUCACUGAUCCCAAUGAGAUCGCUCAGCAUCUGACCCUGAAGCUGACCGAGUGUGAGCGUCUGGAACUUCCCCUUCAUCCCUCAGCUGCCGAUGAAGAGUUGCAGUGAGCUGAUGAAGAGCUGCAUGAUGGAGAAACACACUCACAUACACACACCUACGUGUACAGUACAGUUUUCUAUGUGAGCUUUCUGUAGUGAAAUGUAACAUCAUCCAACUUUGGCCCAGUUUAACACUUUAAACACUUUGAAUGAAACAUUUCCCUCUCUGACAUAAAGCUCUGUAGGAAAGCUCCCAUGUUUGUAUUUUUAGUUUAUUAUUAACAUGUUUGUAAAAAAAAAACGUCACUGUUAAUAUGUGAAGUCAGUCAUCAGUGUGUCUGUAAAUACGUCUCCUGUAUUUUCUACAGUUCAAACUGCUUCAGAAUCUGUGAAAAGGUUAUGAAUAUGGCCAAAUAAAUUCAGUUUGUGUAAAGUA